AUGGAGGGAUAUGUACGAAUUCUAGCAGCUUCUCUGAUAUUCGCUCCAGUGAUUAUUUUGGGUCUAAGAAGUGUGCAAGGCCUGUUGUAUAAUAAUCGGUAUGAUGGCGAUCAAGUAAUUCGAUUACUUCCAAAAACCGAACAACAAGUUGACGCAUUAAAGAGUUUCCAUGAACUGGUCAAGGUGGAUUUCUGGCAGCCCAGCAGUAUUCUUUCUGUUAAACCUGGUGUUCUAGUAGAUAUACAUGUGCCCAGAAAUUGGUCUGAAAAAAUCUUUCAGUCACUUCUACAGGCUGGAAUUGAUUUUAAGAUCCUUGUUCCUGAUCUACAGGGAUUAAUAGAAAUGCAAAGUGGCUCCAGAGCUCGCAUACGACGCUCAACCCAUCUCUACAGCUACGAAGUCUAUCAUUCUUUAGAAGAGAUUCAAAGUUGGAUGCAUCACAUGAAUCGAUCACAUUCUCAGCUCCUAUAUCUUUUCUCCAUUGGAAAAUCCUUUGAAGAACGACCUCUUUUUGUUCUUCAGCUUGGCAAGAGAUCAAAACAUUUAAAGAAAGCCGUGUGGAUAGAUUGUGGCAUUCACGCUAGAGAAUGGAUUGGUCCAGCGUUUUGUCAAUGGUUCGUUAAGGAAGCUUUGCAAACAUACCAUAGUGAUCCUUCAAUGCGACGGCUUCUGAAACAACUGUACUUCUACAUCAUGCCAGUGUUUAAUGUAGAUGGAUACCACUAUAGCUGGACCACUGAUCGUUUCUGGAGAAAGACACGUUCUAACAGUACCAAUUUCAAUUGCCAUGGAGUUGAUGCCAACCGUAACUGGAAGGUCAAAUGGUCUGGUGAAGGAGCUUCCUUACAUCCUUGUGCCGAUACAUACUGUGGACCUGUUCCAGAGUCUGAGCCAGAAGUAAAGGCUGUUGCAAGAUUCCUGCAUAAACACAAGAAACAAAUUAAAGCAUACAUUUCAUUCCAUGCAUAUUCACAAAUGUUACUAUAUCCAUAUUCCUAUAAGGAUGCAAUCAUUCCCAAUUUCAAGUGUGUGGAAUCUGCAGCAUUUAAGGCAGUCAAUGCGCUUUACUCAGUGUAUGGUAUCAAAUACAAACAUGGGCCAGCUUCAAGCAUUUUGUAUGUCACUUCUGGUAGCUCUAUGGACUGGGCCUAUAAACAUGGCAUCCCAUAUGCAUUUGCAUUUGAAUUGCGAGACACUGGAUAUUAUGGAUUUCUGUUACCAGAAUCACUCAUAAAACCCACGUGUACAGAAACAACAUUAGCUGUAAAAAAUAUUACAAACCAUAUUCUUAAGAAAUGCCCAUUGAGAUAAGCUAUUCAUCAUCACCCUAUUAGUGCUUUUCAAAUUAAUACAAAUCAUUUUGCGGUGUUUUUCUUUCUUAAGUUAAAUUGGCCAUAUGUUUACAUCCCUUCCUAUAUUCUAGCUUCAUGAGAAUUAUGGGAUGGAUAAUAAACUAUGAUCUUCCCAGUGAUAAUGAAUGAAUUUAAAAAUAAAUGUAAGUAUCUUGGCAACCACAAAUGACAGGCGUUUAUUGCCAUAACAUUUGUAUGGUUGCACUAUAACAUAAGAAUGGAGAGUUUCACCUGGAUUUUUGUAUCACGAAAAAAAUUAUAUAGUUGUGUCCCAAAUUUUGCAGGUUGGUAUGGUUGGAAGAUGAGGACCAGGGGUGUUCUGUCUUUGUUACGGUUGGA
Chiloscyllium plagiosum (whitespotted bambooshark) is the source of this 1691-nucleotide messenger RNA. It is a transcript of the gene cpa6, whose product is annotated as carboxypeptidase A6. Gene Ontology annotation, molecular function: metallocarboxypeptidase activity; zinc ion binding. Lineage: Eukaryota; Metazoa; Chordata; Chondrichthyes; Orectolobiformes; Hemiscylliidae. The record is from RefSeq and is a predicted model, not a curated record. Gene Ontology annotation, biological process: proteolysis.